Messenger RNA from Coniosporium apollinis CBS 100218, 2073 nucleotides. RefSeq lists its product as uncharacterized. The record is from RefSeq and is a predicted model, not a curated record. The transcript has 3 exons. Bases 1 to 2073 code for a protein of 690 amino acids. Lineage: Eukaryota; Fungi; Ascomycota; Dothideomycetes.
AUGAGGAAUUCAUUCUCCCUCGUAUCGUUCCUUGCCUUGGGCUUAGGCCUUUGGUCUGCCCUAGUGGCUGCUGUUACCACGAAGAACACAAUUCUAAUCUUUGCGCGCGACGCCGGCUCUGCUUACUCCGCUUACUCCGGCUUGCAGGGCUAUGGAAUACCAUACCAGGCUCUGCCUUCGACUGGCGCAACCUUGCCCCAGCUGAGUUCUUCAGCUACAGCAGGCAACUACGGAGCAAUUGUUGUUCUCAGUGAAGUGUCCUACCAGUACCCUAAUGGGUUCUUCUCGGCACUUACGACCGAGCAAUGGAACGCCCUAUAUGCCUACCAGACCGCCUUUGGCGUCAGGAUGGUGCGCCUCGAUGUCUAUCCAGGCCCCGAUUUUGGCACAACCACUGCCAUCGCAGGCGCUGGCUGCUGUGGCACUGGGGUCGAGCAAUUGAUCUCCAUCUCGAAUACCGCCGCCUUCCCGACUGCAGGUCUCAAGGUUGGUGCAACCAUGAGCACCGUGGGAUUGUGGCAUUACCCGGCGACAAUCACCAACACGACCAGUACCACGCAGUUUGCGAAGUUUGGACCGGGAGGAAGCUUCUCUACUGACACGACUGCCGGUGUCAUCAAUAACUUUGGCAAUAGACAGCAGAUGGUGUUCUUCACCUCCUGGGCCACUGCCUGGAAUCCGACGUCCACUUUUCUACAACAUGCAUGGAUCCACUGGGUUACACGUGGCUUGUAUGUCGGGUUCAGGCGGCUGUACCUGAGCACUCAGGUUGAUGAUGUGUUUCUGAGUACGGGACUUUACAGGCCCCAAGGGACAGAGUUCCGUCUGCGCACAGGCGAUCUUGCCAAUCAUGUCACGUGGACUACGCAGAUCAAUGCCAAGAUGCCGGCCGGCUCCAAUUACUUUAUCGAGCUUGCACACAACGGCAAUGGCGAUAUCGAAGCUUCGACUGCUACAUCGCAAGGCCAAACGGCUUGCAAUCCUAACACGGCUAUCUAUUAUGACGAACAGAUCGACACUCCCCUGGAAUUUCAGAAGCCGCUCGGCACCGGCUCAAACAUCUGGCCCACCACGCCGACGUCCUACACUUGGUCGCUGACAUGUGCGAAGCUGGAUACUCUGAUGCAAUGGUUCAGUACCGCGGCGAACCGAAACGCUUUUGCCCAUGUCUCACACACGUUCAGUCACAUGGCCAUGAAUAACGCGACAUACGCGGAUGUUGCCAAAGAAAUCUCCUUCAACAAGGCCUGGAUGCAGCAGGUGGGCUUCUCAGCUGCCCCUCGCUUCUCUGGUGCCGGCCUGGUCCCCCCUGCCAUCACCGGUACGCACAACGGUGAUGCUAUCAAGGCCUGGAUGGACAAUGGCAUCAGGCACAUCGUCGGUGACAACACUCGACCACCUUUGAUGAACCCGCAGAGCGCCUUCUGGCCUCUGACUUCCACCGUUGCGGGCAAUGGCUAUGCUGGCCUCAAUAUCAUCCCCCGCUGGGCAACUACCAUCUACUACAACUGCGACACGCCCGACUGCACCCUCCAGGAGUGGAUCGACACGUCUGGCGGUUCUGGCGACUUCCAGAACCUCCUCAGGGACGCCAGAGCAGUGAACACGCGCCAUCUGCUUGGUCUCCACUGGGACCCCUUCAUGUUCCACCAAGCGAACAUGAGGCAGACCGACAUGCCCAACACAGUCGUGAACGGCGUGUCCGCGAAGCUCUCCUUGCUGCAAAUCUGGGUUGAGGUCAUCGUGCAAGAGAUGGUGCGCCUCACCUCGUGGCCCAUCAUCUCCCUCAAGCACGAUGACAUCGGGACGACCUUUCAGAAGCGCGAGAUCCGCGACAAGUGCAACCCGAAUCUGGUUUACAACUACUCGGCGGAUGGCAGGAGCAUUGUCAGCGUCACAGUGAACACGAAUGGCAAUACCUGCGGCACGCCGAUCCCUGUGACGUUCCCGGGCCCGGUCACCUCGACGACAGGGGCGACGCAGGAGAAGGUCGGGGGUGAUCCGUUGACGCUGUGGGUUACGAUGAGCGGAGCUGCCCGCACGUACACGCUUACCACGCCGGUUGCCGUCUGA